Messenger RNA from Pangasianodon hypophthalmus (striped catfish), 6338 nucleotides. Its product is annotated as taste receptor type 1 member 3. The coding region runs from base 2030 to 4702 and encodes 890 amino acids. Gene Ontology annotation, cellular component: membrane. The transcript is spliced from 9 exons. Gene Ontology annotation, biological process: sensory perception of sweet taste; G protein-coupled receptor signaling pathway; sensory perception of umami taste. The record is from RefSeq and is a predicted model, not a curated record. Gene Ontology annotation, molecular function: G protein-coupled receptor activity. Lineage: Eukaryota; Metazoa; Chordata; Actinopteri; Siluriformes; Pangasiidae.
UCCCACCAGUUCUUGGUUUAUUACAAGUAUUACUUUGGUGGUAUGCUUCGGGACGUGCUUCUGUUGGAGGGUGAACCUCUGCCCCAGUCUCAAGUUUCUUGCAGACAGGAACAGGUUUUUUUCUAGGAUUGCCCUGUAUUUGGCUCCAUCCAUCUUUCCCUCAACACUGACCAGUUUCCCAAUCCCUGCUGAUGAAAUGCAUCCCUGCAACAUGAUGCCACCACCACCAUGCUUCCUCAGAGUGUUUUCUCAGAGUGAUGAGGUUGUUGUGUUUCUUCCAAAUGUAGCACUUUCCAAAGUUCAAUUUUAGUCUCAUCAGGCUUUUUUACUCAUGUUAAUCAUACAGUUUCUUCAGAGUUAGGCAUGGCCACCUGCUUGCUUCUCUGACUAACCCCCUUUUUAUAUGGUCUCUGAAUUUAGGUUUAUGGCCUCCUCUGGGUAGAGUCGCAGUUGUGCCAUAUUCUUUCAAUUUUUUAAUAAUAGAUUUAAUGAUGCUCUGCAGGAUGUUCAAAAGUUCAUGAUUUUUUUUUCUAUAAUCAAAUCUUGAUUGAUCAUUUUGCAGGACUUUGUCCUGGACCUUUGAUAGCUCCUUGAUCUUUAUGAUGCUCUUUGUAUAGGUAUGUCCUCUAACAAACUCUGGGUCCUUCCAGGAACAGGUGUAUUUAUACUGUGAUCACAUGACACUUUACUCGCACACAGUUGGACUCAAUUCAACUAAUUGUAUGACAUCUGAUGGCAACUGGUUUCACCAGAACUAAUUAAGGAGGGGUUUCGCAAUAAUAGGGGGGUAUAGUGAAUACUUAUGCAAUCACAACUUUUAUGUUAAUUAUGUAAACUAUAUAGAUUUCACUAUCAGUAAUAUAUCAAUAUCAAUAUUAUGGGUUAUUAUGUGUUGAUUCAUGACAUAUAAUCCCAAUUAAGUCCAUUUCAGUUCCAGCUUGUAAAAUUACAAACUGUUGAAAAGUUGGAGGGGUGAAUACUUAUGCAAGACGCUAUAAGAGACCACAAUGCUGCAUUUGAAGGGCUCAUUAGCUACGUAUAAACUAAGCUCAAAUUUCCAAGAUGGCAGAAAUGGAGAUAACAUCCGGUCUAGUUCAGCAACUUUGGCCUGAGGGUUUAAAUACAAUUUGUCUAUUUGGCCUCUGUGGUUCAAAUACAAUUUGUUCCAGCUGUUUGCCUUUUAUUAUAUACACACACAUGCUACGGGGUCAGAGUUUCUGUGUAUUUGUUAAUUUUUUAUUCUACCUGUUUGUUCCCCUCCCAGCGCUUCCGGCAGUCUUCUGUCACUCAGUGUUACCGCACCAGUUAAAUUACAGAGGUCAUAUUUUAGGAGUGGAUGACAGCUCAAGUUGAUGUCUGAUUGAAAAAAAAAAGUCCUGAACGAAGUACAUUUCCUAGACUAAAAGUGUGUGGGUGCGUGCGAACUGCAUACACCCAUGGUUACACACAGUCCUCGGCAACUAGAAGAACAGGUUGGACAGCUGGAGAUAAAGGGGGUGAGCAGGAAGCGAGGAUGUGUCGUGUGUUUAACCUUAUGAGGCAGGCUAAGCCAAUACAUACAACCAUCAUUAACACUCCCUUGCCUCGCUUUCACACUCACACACAUGGUGCAUGGAAGUUAGUGAAAAGCCCUAUUGUGACAGUACAGGUUUAAAAAAAUAUUUGGUGAAUGAAAUGCAUUUAGCAUUUGCUUAAUUCUGUCUAAAGACUGCAAAUUCUGCGACUUUGCCAGACUGCAUAUUUGCAGAACACACACUUUCCCCCAUUUGGACAUCACACAGGCGUGCAGAUGAAGACAGACGGUGAUAUGAGGCAAGGAAGAUUAUGAGAGCGACAGAAAGCGGGAGAACGAAAGAACGAGGGUGGGGGGGCUAGUUAAUAAUUUGUCCGUGGCUGUAGUAAGUCUGGCCAGCACACUAACAAGGGGCCUAGUGUUCUUUGGGGCUGCUGAUGAAGAUUAGAGCGAGGCUGAUCCAGCCUUUCUCAGAGGGGCGAUCUUAGGGAGCACUCCACAAAGCAUUAAUGGAGAAUGGCCGGACAGGCGAAGCUGCUGAUUCUGUGCUGCCUACUUAGUUCUGCUCUUGGGGCAAAUCCACUGUGGUUCCAGAACAUCUCCACAAAUCUCUUCAGGUCUCCUGGAGAUAUUCUACUUGGGGGACUUUUUCCCAUCAACCAACUGACCAGCAACCUGACCAAGAGAGUGGAACCGGACGAUAUUCACUGCAAAAGGGUUGAUCAGUAUGGCCUUGCACUGGCACUAGUGAUGAAGUAUACAAUAGACGAAAUCAACGCUACGCCCAACCUUCUUCCUAAUGUGAAGCUGGGCUUCGAGAACUAUGAUGACUGCGGACAGUCCGCCAUCAUUAUGAAGCCCACACUGCGUUUCUUCACCACAGCCAUCUCAGACGAAGUGGACGUCAUGUGUAACUACACUGAGUACAUGACCAGAGUUCACGCAGUCAUUGGCCCAUACAGCUCUGAGAUGGCGGCUGUCAUUGGCCAGCUGGUGAGCUUUUUCUUGAUGCCACAGGUCAGCUACAGAGCCACCAGUGAUGGGUUCAGUGACAAGCUGACGUACCCGUCGUUCAUGCGCACUGCCCCCAGUGACAGCUGGCAGGCCAUGGCCAUGGUGCAGCUGCUGCAGGAGUUCGGAUGGAACUGGGUGGCAGUGAUCGGCAGUGAUGAGACUUACGGCAAACAGGGUCAACAGCAGGUGUCCCAGAACGCUGCUAGUGGGGGAAUUUGUGUAGCAUACGAAGGACUGAUACCAGUCUACGAAGACCCGGUGCCCAUGAUAUUGGAGAUCCUGGAUGGCAUAGUGGAGGCCAAAGUGGGCGUGGUGGUGGUGUUCGCAUCCUCCACAGCAAGCACCGCCUUCUUCAAAGAGGUAAUCAGGAGGAACAUGACGGGAGUCUGGCUAGCUAGCACAGCGUGGGCUGUAUACAGCAGCAUCGUCACCCUGCCUGGCAUUCAGACCAUUGGCACCGUGCUGGGCUUCACCGACAUGACCCAACCCAUCGACCUGCUCAGCCCGUACGUAAAGGAGCUUUUCAAGAAGAUGGAGCAAGAGAGAGUCCAAAUGCAAAUCACACUGCCAGAUCCUGACGUCUCCCCUCUGGAGAACCCGUGUCCAGGCUGCUGGAAUCUUUCUCCUGCAAACGUCAGCAUCGUCGAAACAGAGCUGGUGCGGCGCACUGCCUUCAGUGUCUACUCCGCUGUCUACAGCGUGGCCCAGGCCCUGCACGACAUGCUCGGCUGCGACAUAACCGGAUGCGCCAGACAUCCCAAGACGGAAAAUAUCUAUCCCUGGCAGUUGUUGCCAUGGGUACGAAAGGUUUCUCUAUCCCUGAAUGGAACACAAAUCAGCUUUGACACAGAAGGAAACCCGAGUAUCGGCUAUGAUUUGUUAGCAUGGGUCUUUCAGAACAACACUAUGAGCUUCAAAAACAUUGGGACCUUCGUCCGGAACCUGACGGUUGAUAAGAAACAGAUAAAAUGGCACACAACAAAUAAUACGGUCCCUACGUCUAGAUGCUCCUCAGACUGUCUAUCGGGACAAGUGCGCAUAGUUAAAGGAUUUUAUUCCUGCUGCUUUGACUGCAGUGACUGUUUAGAGGGAACCUAUCAAAACAGAACAGACGAUAUCCAAUGCACCAAAUGUCCUCCACGCCAGUGGUCCAAGUUCCGCAGUACCAGCUGCGUCUUCCCCACCUAUGAAUACCUGGCUUGGUCAUCUUUUGAAUCGGUAGCUCUGAUCCUGGCUGGACUUCUGCUGCUGUCCUGUCAGGCAGCAAUGGGCAUCCUGUUCUUCCAGCACAGAGGGACUCCGCUCCUGAAAGCAUUGGGAGGACCUCUGUGUGGCUUGGGCCUGAUGAGUCUGAUGGGAAGCUGUAUUAGUCUGGUGCUGUACCUGGGUCAGCCGAAUGAUGGCAUUUGCCGUAUACAGAUCCUUCUGUAUGUCAUGUUCCCCACUGUGGCCUUGUCCACCAUCCUGGCUAUCUCCAUGCAGAUUGUUUAUGUAUGCGAGUUCCCUGAAAAAGCUCCAGAGAAAAUGGAGAGCCUGCAAGGCCUUGGCAGCUGGAGUCUGGUGCUAGCGUGUUGUGGUGUUCAGUCAGGGUUCGUUGGCUGGUUUAUCAUUGAAGGGCCUUCGCUCACCAAGUGGGUAGACAGUCUGGAAGUGAAUUUUGUGACGAGGUUCCUGCCCUGCCCUGUCGAGCCCAUACUGAACUUUGGUCUCAUGCUGGGUUUCAACGGCCUGCUGGCCUUGAUCUGCUUCAUGUGCACCUUCAUGGCGCCAAAGCCGGUCAGGCAGUAUAACUUUGCUAGAGACAUUACCAUCGCCAGCCUGAUCUACUGUGUAAUAUGGGUCAUAUUUAUUCCAAUCUAUGCUGGCCUGGGUGACAAAGACAAGACGAUCGCUCAAGUAGUGUUCACUUUGAUUAGCAAUACAGCACUCACGGUCGCUUAUUACCUUCCAAAGUGUCAUCUCCUGGUCAAGGAGCCAGAUCUCAACAAAAACGAAUAUUUCGCCUCAAUCUUAGAGGGAAUCCCACCGAUACCGCCUGAGGAGCCACCACAAGAUAAAAAUAAGCAAGAUAAUAAAAAAGAUAAUAAAGAGGACAAUAAAGAGGAAGAUAAAAUUGAGGAUAAAGAGGAAAGUAAAGAGGAGAGUAAGGAGGAAAAUAAAGAGGAUAACAACUAACCAUGUUGGCCCAUUGUGUCAGUGAUAGAUGUCUAGGCAGGGGUGGAAAAUAUACUGAGAAAUUAUACUCAAAGUGUAAGGAUCCAGCCAAACAAUAAAAAGAAAAAAAAAUGCUACUUUCAAAUGUACUCAAGUAUUAAAACUUAAAAAGUAAAUGUUUUUAACUGAUGAAAUUAAGCAAUGUCAUGUUUUCAUGUAAAAACUAACUUUUAUUACUUAUCUAAAACUGUUAUAAGCAACUAUUGUGUUUUUAAAGUAGGCUAAUUUAAGUUGAAUAUAGUAGUCAAUGUUAGUAAAUUAGGUAAAUUUUUAUCUCAACAUGCUUUUUCAAAUUAGAUGAAUACAGUAUAGAUGUUCAUACAGUAUCUCUAGGGAGGUAAAGGAGAUGCCUCAUUUUAUACGGGUCUUUGCUUACUGCAGCAUAUUGAAACAUUUUACUGAGGUAGGGCCGAGGCGCUCAUCCUCAACUUCCACACUGCAGUCCAGGGGCUUAUCCAUCUUUACACAGAUCGCUAUAGCGUGAAAUACACUGCGUAGCAUGAGAAGGACGAAGAAUUGACAUGAUUCUUGAUAGUUUUUCUACAUUAAUAGACUUAGGAUUGGAUGCUUUAAACUGAAUUUAUCUGAAAUGCACCAGAGCACGUUUGGCUGACAUGUAGUGUAUUUUAUUAGCUGGAUAAGAGAAGAAGAUAGUGGAAUUUGUAAUGAGUGCGUUAAAGGUCUAAUUAAAAAUGCAUUGCGUAACAAGUAGGCUACGUUUUACCCUCAGUUAAGUACAAGCAUUCAGUAAUAUUAAAGUGAAGUAUAAAUACACAAAAUAAUACUUUAGUAACAAAGUACAAUUACUCAAGUAAUUUCCACCCCUGCGUCUAGGCUAAGUAUCUAUCUGUCUGUCUAUCUAUCUGUCUAACCAUCAUUCUAUCUGUCCGUCCGUCUGUCUGUCUGUCUGUCUAUCUAUCUGUCUAACCAUCAUUCUAUCUGUCUGUCCAUUUGUCCAUCUACAUGUCUGUUUGUCUGGCUCUUUCUCUAUCUAUCUAUCUAUCUAUCUAUCUGUCUAUCCAUCUAUCUGUCUGUCUAUCUCUCUCUCUCUCUAACCAUCAUUCUAUCUGUCUGUCCAUUUGUACAACUAUAUGCCUGUUUGUCUGGCUCUUUCUCUAUCUAUCUAUCUAUCUAUCUGUCUGUCUGUCUGUCUGUCUGUCUGUCUAUCCAUCUAUCUGUCUGUCUAUCUCUCUCUAACCAUCAUUCUAUCUGUCUGUCCAUUUGUACAACUAUAUGCCUGUUUGUCUGGCUCUUUCUCUAUCUAUCUAUCUAUCUAUCUGUCUAUCUAUCUAUCUGUCUGUCUGUCUGUCUAUCCAUCUAUCUGUCUGUCUAUCUCUCUCUAACCAUCAUUCUAUCUGUCUGUCCAUUUGUACAACUAUAUGUCUAUUUGUCUGGCUCUAUCUAUCUAUCUAUCUAUCUAUCUAUCUAUCUAUCUGUCCAUCUGUCUAUCUGUCUCUAACCAUCAUUCUAUCUGUCUGUACUUUUUCCUCUAUAUGUCUAUCUAUCUAUCUAUCUAUCUAUCUAUCUAUCUAUUCCUCUCUCUCUCUCUCUCUAAUUAAAGGCAUAACCAACCCUUAAUGCUAACACAGGCACUGUA